AUGGUGUACGCGGGUCCUGGAAACGCUCGACAACCUGGCGACAACCUGGGCAAGUACUCUUUGGUUAUGAAAUUUGGUGGAUCUUCGAUAGCAUCAUCUCAGCGAAUGCGCGAGGUUGCUGAAAUAGUUAUCACCGUCCAGGAUGAUUUGCCGGUCGUGGUUCUUUCGGCAAUGGGGAGGACAACCAACAAUCUGCUUGAUGCUGGGGAGCUGGCACUGAAAUGUGAUAACUCUGAUGAGGUUGCAAACUUGGAGCCAAUAGUUGAAAUUCGAGCCUGUCACAUCUCUGCCAUGCACGAGUUGAACAUAGAUUCUGAUACCUUUCAGGAAGUAUGCAAACUUUUAGAUAAGAUGGAACAGCUUUGCACCGGCAUCGCUCUGAUGCAAGAGUGUACGGGCCGAACACGCGCAACCUUAGUUUCUUUUGGUGAGCGCAUGAGUUCCCGCAUCUUCUCUUCGUACCUUCGCUCUCUUGGACUUCGUUCCAGACAGUUUGAUGCAUUUGACGAGCUCGGAUUCAUUACUAGCGAUCAGUUUGAAAAUGGUGUUAUUCGCGAGCAAACUUACUCGAAUGUAAAAGCUGCUUUGACUCGGAGAAGUGAUGAGCCUGCGUCAAUUGCCGUUGUCACAGGCUUCCUCGGGCGAGGGGAGAAGACUGGUGCAAUCACAACACUGGGUCGUGGUGGGUCAGACUUGACUGCAACAGUAAUCGGAUCUGCACUAAACGUGCCAGAGGUACAGGUGUGGAAAGAUGUGGAUGGUGUCCUCUCCGCUGAUCCACGUGAAGUUGAAGGAACGAUCCCGUUGACUUUUUUGUCAUUUCACGAGGCAACUGAGUUGGCUUAUUUCGGAGCUCAGGUUUUGCAUCCCCAGUCAAUGCGCCCUGCGAUGGACUCAGAUAGUCUUUGCGUGCGUGUCAAGAACUCGUAUAAUAUUGAAGCUCCUGGAACUCUGAUAGGUCACGUGCGUUCUACACGAGACAGUGACUGGAUUCUGACUGCGAUAGUGCGCAAAAAGAAUGUGACACUGCUUGACGUCGUUUCAACACGAAUGCUUGGACAAUAUGGUUUCCUAGCACGAGUUUUUGCAGUGAUGGAGAAAGCCAGAAUUUCUGUUGACUGUAUCGCGACAUCCGAAGUCAGUGUGUCUCUGACCCUCGACCCAGCAAAGUUGUGGAGUCGCGACCUUGUGAAAGAAGAGCUUGAGGCUUUGGUAAGAGAUUUUGAAAAUAAUGGAAUCGCGCGGGUAAGCUACACUACUGGAAAUUCACUCGUCUCACUCAUUGGAAAUGUAGAAAGAAACAACGAAAUAAUGGAAAGGUCAUUUCGUGCGCUCGGCAGUGCAGGGAUUCGAGUUAAAAUGGUUAGCCAGGGCGCGAGUAAAACCAAUAUAUCACUCCUGGUCAGCGAAAGUCAAGGGGCACAAGCAGUUCGAGCAAUUCAUGCAGAGUUUUUCAGGGCCCGUCAGCUUUCAGAAGACCAAAACAAAAGCAAGUAG
Molecule: messenger RNA, 1497 nt
Organism: Micromonas commoda
Lineage: Eukaryota; Viridiplantae; Chlorophyta; Mamiellophyceae; Mamiellales; Mamiellaceae
Exons: 1
Coding region: 1-1497 (498 amino acids)
Cellular component (GO): chloroplast stroma
Molecular function (GO): aspartate kinase activity
Source: RefSeq, a predicted model, not a curated record